Ricinus communis (castor bean) is the source of this 1688-nucleotide messenger RNA. RefSeq names its product receptor-like protein 15. The transcript has a single exon. Gene Ontology annotation, molecular function: protein binding. NCBI's taxonomy places the organism in Eukaryota, Viridiplantae, Streptophyta, Magnoliopsida, Malpighiales, Euphorbiaceae. The record is from RefSeq and is a predicted model, not a curated record. The coding region runs from base 63 to 1571 and encodes 502 amino acids.
UGUCUAGUGAUGGGUAUGGUGGAGUAUUUCCUAAAUUCUUGUACCAUCAACAUGAUCUUGAAAUGAUUGAUCUGUCGAAUAUCAAAUUCAGAGGAAGGUUUCCAUAUUGGUUAUUAGAUAAUAAUACAAACCUAGAAAAACUUUAUUUAGCCAAUACUUCUCUUUCGAGGCCUCUCCAGUUACCAAUUCGAUCUCAUAUCAAUUUAUCUAGAUUGGACAUAUCUCAUAAUAGCUUUCAUGGUCGUAUUCCAACGCAGAUUGGAGCAUAUUUUCCAAGUCUGACAGAACUAAAAAUGUCUAGAAGUGGUUUUCAUGGUAUCAUUCCCUCCUCAUUUGGAAACAUGAGCUUAUUGAAAAAUUUAGAUUUAUCUAAUAAUCAAUUCUCUAGUUGCAUUCCCUCUUCAUUUGAAAAUUUGAGCUCAUUGGAAAAUUUGGAUUUGUCUAAUAAUCAAAUCUCCGGUAUCAUCCCCAAUUGGAUUGGCAAUAUGCCAUCUCUUUUCAUUUUGACUUUAUCAGACAAUGAUAUUUCUGGAAAUCUACCAUCUAACUUUAGCCUUUCAAGUAUAUCAGAAAUUCAUUUGUCUAGAAAUAGAAUCCAAGGAUCAUUGGAGCAUGCAUUUUUCCGCCGCUUUGAUUUGCUGACGGUUUUAGAUCUCAGCCAUAAUCAUAUGACUGGAAGCAUUCCAUCAUGGAUUGGGGGAUUAUCUCAAUUGGGUUAUCUUCUCCUAAGUAAUAAUAGUUUUGAAGGCGAGAUACCAAUUCAAUUGUGCAAGUUGAAUUAUUUAAGUAUAAUGGACUUUUCACACAAUAAACUUACUGGUCAUAUUCACCCUUGUCUAAAAUGUAGUAGCAAUCCAGAUAGGCCUUUCCUAAAUGCACCAGAUAUUUCUUCUUUAAACAUGGAAGGACAUCUAGAGUUAAUAACGAAGAGUAUAUCCUUGUCUUAUGAGGGAAAAGUUGCUACGUACAUCUCUGGAAUUGAUUUCUCUGGCAACAACUUUACAGGCAGCAUUCCUCUUGAAUUUGGAAACCUCAGUGAGAUUAAGCUACUAAACUUAUCGUACAACAGUUUGAUAGGAUCAAUCCCUACAACAUUUUUCAACUUAAGUCAAAUUGAGAGUUUGGAUCUUUCAAACAACAAGUUGCAAGGGAGCAUUCCUUUGGAGCUCACCAAGUUAUAUUCUUUGGCUGCAUUCAACGUGUCGUACAAUAAUUUAUCUGGCAGGAUACCUGAAGGGGUUGCACAAUUUGGAACAUUUGGUGAAAGUAGUUAUUUAGGAAAUCCUUUCCUUUAUGGAUGUCCAUUGCCAAAAAACUGCAGCGCAAGGGAAUCACCACUAUUAAUAUCAAGAGCUUCAACUCACAAUUCAGAAAGCAUGGGCCUCAUAGACAUGGAAGUUUUUUAUGUGAGCUUUGGGGUGGCUUACCUGAUGGUGUUAUUGGGGAUAGCUGCAGUUCUAUACAUAAAUCCUUACUGGAGAAGAAUCUGGUUUUACUACGUUCAAGUGAGUAUAGACAACUACUACUAUUUUAUCAUUGACAAUUUUCCCAAGUUUAAGUUUCAGAGAUAGCCUUUCUGGAUGAAAUUUAGUUAGUAUGCUGUUGUGUUUGUUUUGAAUAAAUCGUGCUUAAUGGGCCAUGUAAAUUUGAUUUCUACAGUGAAUGAUAAAUUUGAUUUCUUACUCUGC